UAUCUAGAACUCAAAAUAUAAAGAAUUGCUACUUAAAUGUGAAUGCAUAAAAUUGGUAAAAUAAUUUUACAUUCUUUGUAAAAUGUCUACAUUCCUACAAGAUUGUAAUUGAAAAAGAAGCUUAACCGUCAAUCAAUUGUUAUUGUCAAAUAUUUUUCCGUGCUCUUCUCUGUCUGUUUUAUUCUCGUAAAUGUUGUUACUCGAAGGAUGGAGCAGAGUGAGACAUCUUCAUUUCAUUGAGAAUCUUUGUUGCCUCUUUGGAGCCCCGCCCCUUUUCAUUGAAACACUAACAGCGCCAAACUUUGUGACUGUGCUAAGAGAAAAUGAGCUGUGGAGCUGGGGAGCCACAGUGGCGCAGAGUGCAUUCCGUUACAGGAGUAAUACCGCGGUCCAGACACGGGCACCGAGCCGUGGCGGUUCGGGAAUUGAUUAUUUUGUUUGGCGGAGGGAACGAAGGGAUCGCCGAAGACCUCCAUGUUUACAACACUGUCUCAAAGCAGUGGUUCCUGCCUGCAGUGAGGGGAGACAUCCCCCCCGGCUGUGCCUCCCAUGGCUUUGUUUGCGAGGGCACACGGAUCCUUAUGUUUGGAGGCAUGGUGGAGUACGGCAAAUACACAAACAGUCUUUACGAACUCCAGGCGAGUCGCUGGCUUUGGAAGAAACUGAAACCCAGAGCUCCAAAAAAUGCUCCACCUCCUUGUCCCCGGAUCGGUCACAGCUUCACCCUGGUGGGGAAUAAGUGCUACUUGUUUGGAGGGCUGGCCAAUGAGAGUGAAGACCCCAAUGGGAAUGUGCCGAGGUACCUGGGAGACCUCUAUGAGCUGGAGCUGCAGGCAGCAUCAGGCGCGCGGUCCUGGAGCGUCCCGGAAACAAAAGGCGUUGGUCCUUCAGCGCGGGAGUCUCACAGCUGCGUGGCCUUCAGUGGACUCACUUCUAAUAGGCUGUUCAUCUUCGGAGGAAUGCAGGGGUCUCGGCUGAAUGACCUCUGGCAACUUGACCUUGACACAAUGGUUUGGUCGACGCCUGAAACAAGAGGCUCAAGACCGUUUCCCAGAAGCCUUCACUCUGCCAGUGUUAUUGGAAACAAGAUGUAUGUUUUCGGAGGCUGGAUCCCUCUAACAGAGUCAAACAAACACGGUGUCUCCGGAACCAAAUGGAUCUGUUCUGGUUCUUCAAGUGUGCUCAACCUGGACACCAUGUGCUGGCUGACCUUGAGUCCAGAGGAGCAGGAUGACAUCGAGUCCCAGCUCCAGAGUCAGGGACCUCAGAGCGAUGAUCCGUACGCCUGCAGGCCCAGAGCCAGAGCUGGGCACUGUGCUGCCACCGUCGGCUCCAGGGUCUACAUCUGGAGCGGCCGUGACGGGUACCGCAAAAGCUGGAACUACCAGGUCUGCUGCAAGGAUCUGUGGUACUUGGAAACAGAUCGACCUGGCACUCCAGAGGCCGUGUUACUCAUCAAAUCUACAGUCAGCAUGCUACAUGUGGCAUGGCGCCCCCUGGCUACAGCAGACUGCUACAUCCUUCAGAUUCAACCUGUGGGUCUUUCACAAACAGAAGCCACAGAUCCAGCUUCCAAAUCAGAGGAACUCAAGCAAACAGACCAAGAAAAGCAGAGUGACGCCUGUCCAAGUGAAAGAACCACAGAGAAAACUUCUUCUCAGGUCACUUCAUUACAACAGGAAACUAAAACAAAAUCAACCAGUGGUUCGACAGGAGUCCAGACUCCAGGAAUGAGGAGUGCAACAGGGAAAGACUCAGAAGACUCCACCUCCAAAAUCAGCUCUACAGGAAAGGAGACAUUACCAACAGAGGGCAGCAGUCGGCUCCUGUCAGAUAAACCUGUUUCUGGUGACAACACAGGAGAUUUCUACCCUGAUACAGCUCAGGUUCAACAGAGUCCAGAUGAAACAGUGUGGUUUGAUGUUGGUGUGUUCAAAACACUGUUCGCUGUGAUCACCCACUACUUCCUCCCCCCUGACGGUGACCAGGCGUCCACAGCCGUCAGCAGCCGGACACAAAAUAAUAAGGAGAAGCUGCCUGGGACUCAGGACUACCAGGGCAGGGAGAAGCGGGAGCUGAGUCCUGGUCAGACCUACAGGUUCAGAGUUGCAGGAAUCAACUGUUUUGGUCAAGGAAACUUCAGCCACAUCAGUGAGUUCAAGACGUGCCAACCUGGAUUCCCUGGAGCGCCCUCUGCUGUUAGGAUUAGCAAGGCCAGUGAUUCUGUCCACAUCACAUGGGAGGCUCCGGCCUCUCCGUCCGGCCGGAUCCUGGAAUAUUCCAUGUACAUGGCGGUGCGUAAACUAUCCCACCACAAAUCGCUAUCAGACGGUCAGAUGGCAUUCAUCAGGAUUUACCGUGGCACAAAGACGUCCUGCACGGUCAGCUCCUCCCACCUGGACAACGCUCACAUCGACAGCUCGGCCUCCAACCGACCAGCAGUCGUCUUCCGCAUCGCUGCCAAAAAUGAACAAGGAUAUGGGCCGGCGACGCAGAUUCGCUGGAUUCAAGAUCCCACUAAACUGCGAACAUCUGCGUCCAAACCCACAGACAGCAGCUCCAAGGAUGACCAGAACACGGUUGACAGCUCCAGCUGAAAAUGUUUCCUCCGUUAAGUUAAGGAAAAUCUGUGCUCAGGUGGGUGGCAGUUACUGCCGCUGAGAUAUGACGUGUUUUACAUUUUUAUUUUAUAUUUAUUUAUCACAUUAAUUAUGCCCUUGUAAAUACAAACUGUAGGUUUAAAGGAAGUUGCACCACUUGAGUGUUUUAUAGUUGACGGUUGAGUGAAAAGUGAAAUGUAGAAUGUUGAUAGAGCGCCACUGUUCCUUUUUAAUAUUUAUUUACUGUAGUUUUUAAAUGUGCCUCAGCUUUGACAUUGUUACUAACACUAUAUAUGAAAUGCUGGUAUUUUUACUUUUGUUAUUAUUUGUUAACAUGUUUAUUCAUGAGAUGUUUAGGCUUGUACUGUUUUCUGUUUAUAUUUUAUUUUUUAUAACUUCAGUCUUUAAACUUUUAAAUCAUUUGUGAAAAAAAAAGAAUUUAAAUAUAUUUUUCAUUAUUAAAAUUUAAUCAAUGACUAAUUAACCAGCACAUUAUUCAACAACCUAAAACGCAGUUUGACUGUGAUUUUGUGGAAUAAAAUUAAGUUGUGACGUCAA
Molecule: messenger RNA, 3158 nt
Organism: Cynoglossus semilaevis (tongue sole)
Lineage: Eukaryota; Metazoa; Chordata; Actinopteri; Pleuronectiformes; Cynoglossidae
Gene: hcfc2
Product: host cell factor C2
Biological process (GO): regulation of DNA-templated transcription; chromatin remodeling
Cellular component (GO): histone methyltransferase complex
Molecular function (GO): transcription coactivator activity; protein binding
Source: RefSeq, a predicted model, not a curated record